AUGGAACUGGCCCCCCUAUUCGACAAGCAGUACGCAGUCUACUACCGUCUUAACUUCCGCAACGGUACAAAGAUUGAGAAAAAGCUUUGUUUCGAAAAACCCCACUUUUUACACAUCAAGUCUAUCCUCAUUGCGCCCUCUUUGGACUCAUGGAACUGGCCCCCCUAUUCGACAAGUAGUACGCAGUCUACUACCGUCUUAACUUCCGCAACGUUGAGAAAAAGCUUUGUUUCGAAAAACCCCACUUUUAACACAUCAAGUCAAACCUCAUUGCGCCCUCUUUCGAUUCAUGGAACUGGCCCCCCUAUUCGACAAUUGAGAAAAAGCUUUGUUUCGAAAAACCCCACUUUUUACACAUCAAGUCAAACCUCAUUGCGCCCUCUUUCGAUUCAUGGAACUGGCCCCCCUAUUCGACAAUUGAGAAAAAGCUUUGUUUCGAAAAACCCCACUUUUUACACAUCAAGUCAAACCUCAUUGCGCCCUCUUUCGACUCAUGGAACUGGCCCCCCUAUUCGACAAUUGAGAAAAAGCUUUGUUUCGAAAAACCCCACAUUUUGCACAUCAAGUCAAUCCUCAUUGCGCCCUCUUUCGAUUCAUGGAACUGGCCCCCCUAUUCGACAAUUGAGAAAAAGCUUUGUUUCGAAAAACCCCACUUUUUACACAUCAAGUCAAUCCUCAUUGCGCCCUCUUUGGACUCAUGGAACUGGCCCCCCUAUUCGACAAUUGAGAAAAAGCUUUGUUUCGAAAAACCCCACUUUUUACACAUCAAGUCAAACCUCAUUGCGCCCUCUUUCGAUUCAUGGAACUGGCCCCCCUAUUCGACAAUUGAGAAAAAGCUUUGUUUCGAAAAACCCCACUUUUUACACAUCAAGUCAAACCUCAUUGCGCCCUCUUUCGACUCAUGGAACUGGCCCCCCUAUUCGACAAUUGAGAAAAAGCUUUGUUUCGAAAAACCCCACAUUUUGCACAUCAAGUCAAACCUCAUUGCGCCCUCUUUCGAUUCAUGGAACUGGCCCCCCUAUUCGACAAUUGAGAAAAAGCUUUGUUUCGAAAAACCCCACUUUUUACACGUCAAGUCAAACCUCAUUGCGCCCUCUUUCGAUUCAUGGAACUGGCCCCCCUAUUCGACAAUUGAGAAAAAGCUUUGUUUCGAAAAACCCCACUUUUUACACAUCAAGUCAAACCUCAUUGCGCCCUCUUUCGACUCAUGGAACUGGCCCCCCUAUUCGACAAGUUUGUUUCGAAAAACCCUACUUUUUACACAUCAAGUCAAACCUCAUUGCGCCCUCUUUCGAUUCAUGGAACUCGCCCCCCUAUUCGACAAGUAGUACGCAGUCUACUACCGUCUUAACUUCCGCAACGGCACAAAGAUUGAGAAAAAGCUUUGUUUCGAAAAACCCCACUUUUUACACAUCAAGUCAAACCUCAUUGCGCCCUCUUUCGAUUCAUGGAACUGGCCCCCCUAUUCGACAAUUGAGAAAAAGCUUUGUUUCGAAAAACCCCACUUUUUACACAUCAAGUCAAACCUCAUUGCGCCCUCUUUCGAUUCAUGGAACUGGCCCCCCUAUUCGACAAUUGAGAAAAAGCUUUGUUUCGAAAAACCCCACUUUUUACACAUCAAGUCAAACCUCAUUGCGCCCUCUUUCGAUUCAUGGAACUGGCCCCCCUAUUCGACAAUUGAGAAAAAGCUUUGUUUCGAAAAACCCCACUUUUUACACAUCAAGUCAAACCUCAUUGCGCGUUCUUUCGAUUCAUGGAACUGGCCCCCCUAUUCGACAAAAAAAGCUUUGUUUCGAAAAACCCCACUUUUUACACAUCAAGUCAAAACUCAUUGCGCCCUCUUUCGAUUCAUGGAACUGGCCCCCCUAUUCGACAAGCAGUACGCAGUCUACUACCGUCUUAACUUCCGCAACGUUGAGAAAAAGCUUUGUUUCGAAAAACCCCACUUUUUACACAUCAAGUCAAACCUCAUUGCGCCCUCUUUCGACUCAUGGAACUGGCCCCCCUAUUCGACAAUUGAGAAAAAGCUUUGUUUCGAAAAACCCCACAUUUUGCACAUCAAGUCAAUCCUCAUUGCGCCCUCUUUCGAUUCAUGGAACUGGCCCCCCUAUUCGACAAUUGAGAAAAAGCUUUGUUUCGAAAAACCCCACUUUUUACACAUCAAGUCAAUCCUCAUUGCGCCCUCUUUGGACUCAUGGAACUGGCCCCCCUAUUCGACAAUUGAGAAAAAGCUUUGUUUCGAAAAACCCCACUUUUUACACAUCAAGUCAAACCUCAUUGCGCCCUCUUUCGAUUCAUGGAACUGGCUCCCCUAUUCGACAAUUGAGAAAAAGCUUUGUUUCGAAAAACCCCACUUUUUACACAUCAAGUCAAACCUCAUUGCGCCCUCUUUCGACUCAUGGAACUGGCCCCCCUAUUCGACAAUUGAGAAAAAGCUUUGUUUCGAAAAACCCCACAUUUUGCACAUCAAGUCAAACCUCAUUGCGCCCUCUUUCGAUUCAUGGAACUGGCCCCCCUAUUCGACAAUUGAGAAAAAGCUUUGUUUCGAAAAACCCCACUUUUUACACGUCAAGUCAAACCUCAUUGCGCCCUCUUUCGAUUCAUGGAACUGGCCCCCCUAUUCGACAAUUGAGAAAAAGCUUUGUUUCGAAAAACCCCACUUUUUACACAUCAAGUCAAACCUCAUUGCGCCCUCUUUCGACUCAUGGAACUGGCCCCCCUAUUCGACAAUUGAGAAAAAGCUUUGUUUCGAAAAACCCCACAUUUUGCACAUCAAGUCAAACCUCAUUGCGCCCUCUUUCGAUUCAUGGAACUGGCCCCCCUAUUCGACAAUUGAGAAAAAGCUUUGUUUCGAAAAACCCCACUUUUUACACGUCAAGUCAAACCUCAUUGCGCCCUCUUUCGAUUCAUGGAACUGGCCCCCCUAUUCGACAAAAAAAGCUUUGUUUCGAAAAACCCCACUUUUUACACAUCAAGUCAAAACUCAUUGCGCCCUCUUUCGAUUCAUGGAACUGGCCCCCCUAUUCGACAAGCAGUACGCAGUCUACUACCGUCUUAACUUCCGCAACGUUGAGAAAAAGCUUUGUUUCGAAAAACCCCACUUUUUACACAUCAAGUCAAUCCUCAUUGCGCCCUCUUUGGACUCAUGGAACUGGCCCCCCUAUUCGACAAUUGAGAAAAAGCUUUGUUUCGAAAAACCCCACUUUUUACACAUCAAGUCAAACCUCAUUGCGCCCUCUUUCGAUUCAUGGAACUGGCCCCCCUAUUCGACAAUUGAGAAAAAGCUUUGUUUCGAAAAACCCCACUUUUUACACAUCAAGUCAAACCUCAUUGCGCCCUCUUUCGACUCAUGGAACUGGCCCCCCUAUUCGACAAUUGAGAAAAAGCUUUGUUUCGAAAAACCCCACAUUUUGCACAUCAAGUCAAUCCUCAUUGCGCCCUCUUUCGAUUCAUGGAACUGGCCCCCCUAUUCGACAAUUGAGAAAAAGCUUUGUUUCGAAAAACCCCACUUUUUACACAUCAAGUCAAUCCUCAUUGCGCCCUCUUUGGACUCAUGGAACUGGCCCCCCUAUUCGACAAUUGAGAAAAAGCUUUGUUUCGAAAAACCCCACUUUUUACACAUCAAGUCAAUCCUCAUUGCGCCCUCUUUGGACUCAUGGAACUGGCCCCCCUAUUCGACAAUUGAGAAAAAGCUUUGUUUCGAAAAACCCCACUUUUUACACAUCAAGUCAAACCUCAUUGCGCCCUCUUUCGAUUCAUGGAACUGGCCCCCCUAUUCGACAAUUGAGAAAAAGCUUUGUUUCGAAAAACCCCACUUUUUACACAUCAAGUCAAACCUCAUUGCGCCCUCUUUCGACUCAUGGAACUGGCCCCCCUAUUCGACAAUUGAGAAAAAGCUUUGUUUCGAAAAACCCCACAUUUUGCACAUCAAGUCAAACCUCAUUGCGCCCUCUUUCGAUUCAUGGAACUGGCCCCCCUAUUCGACAAUUGAGAAAAAGCUUUGUUUCGAAAAACCCCACUUUUUACACGUCAAGUCAAACCUCAUUGCGCCCUCUUUCGAUUCAUGGAACUGGCCCCCCUAUUCGACAAUUGAGAAAAAGCUUUGUUUCGAAAAACCCCACUUUUUACACAUCAAGUCAAACCUCAUUGCGCCCUCUUUCGAUUCAUGGAACUGGCCCCCCUAUUCGACAAUUGAGAAAAAGCUUUGUUUCGAAAAACCCCACUUUUUACACAUCAAGUCAAACCUCAUUGCGCCCUCUUUCGACUCAUGGAACUGGCCCCCCUAUUCGACAAUUGAGAAAAAGCUUUGUUUCGAAAAACCCCACAUUUUGCACAUCAAGUCAAACCUCAUUGCGCCCUCUUUCGAUUCAUGGAACUGGCCCCCCUAUUCGACAAUUGAGAAAAAGCUUUGUUUCGAAAAACCCCACUUUUUACACGUCAAGUCAAACCUCAUUGCGCCCUCUUUCGAUUCAUGGAACUGGCCCCCCUAUUCGACAAUUGAGAAAAAGCUUUGUUUCGAAAAACCACACAUUUUGCACAUCAAGUCAAACCUCAUUGCGCCCUCUUUCGAUUCAUGGAACUGGCCCCCCUAUUCGACAAUUGAGAAAAAGCUUUGUUUCGAAAAACCCCACUUUUUACACAUCAAGUCAAACCUCAUUGCGCCCUCUUUCGAUUCAUGGAACUGGCCCCCCUAUUCGACAAAAAAAGAUUUGUUUCGAAAAACCCCACUUUUUACACAUCAAGUCAAACCUCAUUGCGCCCUCUUUCGAUUCAUGGAACUGGCCACCCUAUUCGACAAGUAGUACGCAGUCUACUACCGUCUUAACUUCCGCAACGAAAAAGGUUUGUUUCGAAAAACCCCACUUUUUACACAUCAAGUCAAACGUCAUAGCGCCCUCUUUCAAUUCAUGGAACUGGCUCCCCUAUUCGACAAGUAGUACGCAGUCUACUACCGUCUUAACUUCCGCAACGUUGAGAAAAAGCUUUGUUUCGAAAAACCCCACUUUUUACACAUCAAGUCAAACCUCAUUGAACCCUCUUUCGAUUCAUGGAACUGGCCCCCCUAUUCGACAAUUGAGAAAAAGCUUUGUUUCGAAAAACCCCACUUUUUACACAUCAAGUCAAUCCUCAUUGCGCCCUCUUUUGAUUCAUGGAACUGGCCCCCCUAUUCGACAAUUGAGAAAAAGCUUUGUUUCGAAAAACCCCACUUUUUACACAUCAAGUCAAUCCUCAUUGCGCCGUCUUUCGAUUCAUGGAACUGGCCCAGCUAUUCGACAAUUGAGAAAAAGCUUUGUUUCGAAAAACCCCACUUUUUACACAUCAAGUCAAUCCUCAUUGCGCCGUCUUUCGAUUCAUGGAACUGGCCCCCCUAUUCGACAAUUGAGAAAAAGCUUUGUUUCGAAAAACCCCACUUUUUACACAUCAAGUCAAACCUCAUUGCGCCCUCUUUCGAUUCAUGGAACUGGCCCCUCUAUUCGACAAUUGAGAAAAAGCUUUGUUUCGAAAAACCCCACUUUUUACACAUCAAGUCAAACCUCAUUGCGCCCUCUUUCGACUCAUGGAACUGGCCCCCCUAUUCGACAAUUGAGAAAAAGCUUUGUUUCGAAAAAACCCCACUUUUUACACAUCAAGUCAAACCUCAUUGCGCCCUCUUUCGAUUCAUGGAACUGGCCCCCCUAUUCGACAAGUAGUACGCAGUCUACUACCGUCUUAACUUCCGCAACGUUGAGAAAAAGGUUUGUUUGGAAAAACCCCACUUUUUACACAUCAAGUCAAACCUCAUUGCGCCCUCUUUCGAUUCAUGGAUCUGGCCCCCCCUAUUCGACAAGUAGUAGGCAGUCUACUACCGUCUUAACUUCCGCAACGUUGAGAAAAAGCUUUGUUUCGAAAAACCCCACUUUUUACACAUCAAGUCAAACCUCAUUGCGCCCUCUUUCGAUUCAUGGAACUGGCCCCUCUAUUCGACAAUUGAGAAAAAGCUUUGUUUCGAAAAAACCCCACUUUUUACACAUCAAGUCAAACCUCAUUGCGCCCUCUUUCGAUUCAUGGAACUGGCCCCCCUAUUCGACAAGUAGUACGCAGUCUACUACCGUCUUAACUUCCGCAACGUUGAGAAAAAGCUUUGUUUCGAAAAACCCCACUUUUUACACAUCAAGUCAAACCUCAUUGCGCCCUCUUUCGAUUCAUGGAACUGGCCCCUCUAUUCGACAAUUGAGAAAAAGCUUUGUUUCGAAAAACCCCACUUUUUACACAUCAAGUCAAACCUCAUUGCGCCCUCUUUCGAUUCAUGGAACUGGCCCCCCUAUUCGACAAUUGAGAAAAAGCUUUGUUUCGAAAAACCCCACUUUUCACACAUCAAGUCAAACCUCAUUGCGCCCUCUUUCGAUUCAUGGAUCUGGCCCCCCCUAUUCGACAAGUAGUACGCAGUCUACUACCGUCUUAACUUCCGCAACGUUGAGAAAAAGCUUUGUUUCGAAAAACCCCACUUUUUACACAUCAAGUCAAACCUCAUUGCGCCCUCUUUCGAUUCAUGGAACUGGCCCCCCUAUUCGACAAUUGAGAAAAAGCUUUGUUUCGAAAAACCCCACUUUUUACACAUCAAGUCAAACCUCAUUGCGCCCUCUUUCGAUUCAUGGAACUGGCCCCUCUAUUCGACAAUUGAGAAAAAGCUUUGUUUCGAAAAACCCCACUUUUUUCACAUCAAGUCAAACCUCAUUGCGCCCUCUUUCGAUUCAUGGAACUGGCCCCUCUAUUCGACAAUUGAGAAAAAGCUUUGUUUCGAAAAACCCCACUUUUUACACAUCAAGUCAAACCUCAUUGCGCCCUCUUUCGAUUCAUGGAACUGGCCCCUCUAUUCGACAAUUGAGAAAAAGCUUUGUUUCGAAAAACCCCACUUUUUACACAUCAAGUCAAACCUCAUUGCGCCCUCUUUCGAUUCAUGGAACUGGCCCCCCUAUUCGACAAUUGAGAAAAAGCUUUGUUUCGAAAAACCCCACUUUUUACACAUCAAGUCAAACCUCAUUGCGCCCUCUUUCGAUUCAUGGAACUGGCCCCUCUAUUCGACAAGUAGUACGCAGUCUACUACCGUCUCAACUUCCGCAACGGUACAAAGAGUAA
Messenger RNA from Schistocerca gregaria, 7116 nucleotides. Its product is annotated as mucin-3A-like. The record is from RefSeq and is a predicted model, not a curated record. Bases 1 to 7116 code for a protein of 2371 amino acids. The transcript is spliced from 66 exons. NCBI's taxonomy places the organism in Eukaryota, Metazoa, Arthropoda, Insecta, Orthoptera, Acrididae.